Ctenocephalides felis (cat flea) is the source of this 3533-nucleotide messenger RNA. RefSeq names its product oxysterol-binding protein-related protein 1. Lineage: Eukaryota; Metazoa; Arthropoda; Insecta; Siphonaptera; Pulicidae. Gene Ontology annotation, cellular component: cytosol; membrane; intracellular membrane-bounded organelle. The coding region runs from base 230 to 3451 and encodes 1073 amino acids. Gene Ontology annotation, molecular function: sterol binding; protein binding. The record is from RefSeq and is a predicted model, not a curated record. The transcript has 18 exons.
UGUUUUCCAAUUUAUUUGUGUUCGUAAACACGAACUUUCAAUUCAAAAUUUCAUUUUUUUUAUUUUCAUCCAGAUCCAUUAUUUUUAUCAUUACGAUGUUUAUUUUUAUAUUGCACAUCCGAUAGAUUGACAGAUCUUUGACAGGUAAAAUUGAAAUAAUGAGAAAAUUUCAAACAUGCAAUAACUUGAGAUUGGUAGUUAAUGUCGUCAUUUAUUAUUAGUAAAUAAUAUGGCUAGUCACCAAAAUUUCGACGAAGAAUAUUUCCAAAACGAAAACCAGGAGGUAUUCUUACAAGCAGCCAGAAAUGGGGAUAUUAGUUUAGUAAAUGAAUUUCUGCAUCGAUUGGCCAAAAAUACAAUCAAAUUUGACAUAAAUUGUAAAGGGAAAAAUAAAAGCAACUAUGGCUGGACUGCCUUGCAUUUGGCAAGUUAUUUUGGACAUAAAGCAGUAGUCGAAGCUUUAUUAAAUUAUGGGGCUGAUGUUAAUGUUGUCAAUGAGUCAGGAGAUACCCCACUUCAUAAAGCUGCCUUUAUUAGAAGAGAGGACUUAGUAUUAUUACUGCUACAACAUAAUGCAAAUGUAAAUUUGAUAAAUGGCGAGGGAAAGAUACCUAGAGAAAUGACUGAGUGUACGAAAGCUGGAAAUCAAAGCCAAGAGAGUUCUGGUGUGAGGAUUGUUGAGCUAUUGUUAGGAGCUGAAAUGACCGAGUCCAGAUUAAAAGAAGAAAAAUUGAUUGGCUCUGCUAGGAAUGGGGAUCUUAUGACUUUGAAUGAUUUGCUUCAUGAUCAUCUACCUCCAAAUAUAAAUUGCACCGACUCCGUUGGAAAUACCUGUCUGCACUGUGCCUCAUAUCGUGGUCAUAAAGAAGUAGCUGUAUUAUUAUUACAGAAUGGCAUUGAUCCAUCCAUUAAAAACAAAGCAGGUUUUACAGCCUUGGACUUAGCUAGAGAACCUCAAAUGCAAGCAAUUUUAUCUGUCAAACCGAUUCGACAACUACAAAGAAAUGCUAAUCGAUUUGAAGGGCAAUUACUAAAACGAUCCAGAUUUUUAGGGUGGAAACCAGUGUGGGCUGUUUUAGAACGGGGGGUUUUGUCAUAUUUUCCAAGUCAUCUAGAUGCAAGUAGUGGAACUCGCAAAAAUGAUAGUAAAUAUUUAGAUAGUGCCCACGUAUUACCAACUCCCGAUGAUGCUUGUGGAUUCAUUAUUCAUUUUGGUGAUGGGACCAAUCACCGACUUAGUGUGGCUUCUAUAAAUGCUGCUGAUAUGGCAGUGAUAAGACAAAAAUGGAUUACUGCAAUAUCGGAGCACGCUGCUUUUAGUGCACACUAUCUUUGGGGUCCAGCUGGCAUUGGUAAUACAGGGAUCACUGAUGAUGAUACUUUUAAUUAUGAUGAAGGACCAGAGGCACUCAAGCCUCUUGGAUCUAUGGAAGAUGCAUUAAAAGCUGCUAGCGCAUCUCAUAAGAUUUUGGAACAACAAUUGCAUGAGUGUGCAGCUAUUGUUGACGCGUUACAGAAAAGCCUUGUGAAUACAGAUAGCUUACCUACUUCAGCGUUAAUGAGGUUUCACCAUGUCUCUGAGACUGCAAACAAUAUGCUGUCGUCGUUGUCUCAUUGCGUUACAUUAUUUCGCCAACAAGAAGAAGUGCGAAUGCUUCAGCUGCGGCAAGAAAAAGAAAAGUGCCGAGUCCUUGAGGAGGCGCUUAAUGUGCUGGCGAAGCAGCACCACGAUCUCGAGCAAUCGGUCGCCACACACCUGAGCAGGGUGGACAAGACACGUACGAUGUCUCGAUCACGACAUUCCUUCUUCGAUGCUUCGGACGACGAAUUUUAUGAUGCAUUUGAAGCCGAUUCCGACAGUGAUACGUUGGUGACGGCACAUUCUCCUCACGCUGCUUCUGUCGCAGUGCAGGAAAUUCCUUAUGAUGAAGUCGACCUAAAACAGGAUGAACCAGACUACGACGACAACACACUGUCAGAAGAUAUGCCGACAUUGGUAAGCGUGACUUCGUGCGAUACCCUGUAUUCACCCGACGGGGAUCGCUACAGGUGCGCUCGCAUCUUGCGCAAACACAGAACCCAGUUGCCGGUGCCCAUGUUCAGUCGCAAUGACUUCAGCGUGUGGUCCGUGCUGAAGAACUGCAUCGGCAAGGAGUUGAGCAAGAUCACGAUGCCGGUGGUGUUCAAUGAGCCCCUGAGCUUCUUGCAACGGAUGGUCGAGUAUCUGGAGUACGCCCAUCUGUUGCGACUCGCUUCCGAACAACAGGACCCCGUCAAACGCAUGCAAUUUAUAGCCGGUUUUGCUGUGUCUGCGUUGGCUUCAAAUUGGGAAAGGCUCGGCAAACCGUUCAACCCUUUACUUGGCGAGACAUAUGAACUGGUGCGACCAGAGUUCCGUAUCAUAUGCGAACAGGUGUCGCACCACCCUCCAGUGUCCGCUUUCCAUGCAGACGCCCCCGAUUUCAUAUUUCACGGAUCCAUUCAUCCUAAACUGAAAUUCUGGGGAAAGAGCGUCGAAAUCCAACCGAAAGGACAGGUGACCGUAGAGUUACCUCGUUGGGGUGAGGCCUACACGUGGACCAAUGUGAACUGUUGCGUUCACAACAUUAUUGUGGGUAAACUCUGGAUGGAACAGUAUGGAAGUAUGGAAGUGGUCAAUCAUAGUACUGGGCAUCGAGCAUUGCUCACCUUCAAACCCGCCGGCUGGACUUCUAAGGAUCUUCAUCGCGUCGAAGGAUUCAUUGUCGACAAAAACAAAAAGCGUCUUCACUUUUUGUACGGAAAGUGGACGGAGUUUAUCAAAUGCACUGACAUCAAUUCCUAUGAGGAGUACAUGAAAGAGAAUGUGCACAAGUUCCGUCGCGAAGGAUCUGUGCAGCCAGGCGGCGAACGCAGCAAAAGUCCUGGCGACUCGCCAGCUCAUACGCCACGCAAGGUUUUCGCCAAGCUCAAUAGCCUUAAAGUCGGCCCUUUCAAAUCCAUGUCCAUGUCCGAGGUUGAUGAUGCUCCUCCUGAUUGUCCCGAGGAUGGCGAUGUGCCAAAAUGCGAUUCCACGUACUCUAUAGACAUUCCACAUUCAUUCACAAUUUGGGAAGCUGAACCCAGACCUGCUAAUAGUGCUGAAUAUUAUCAGUUCACCUUAUUUGCGAUGUCGUUGAAUGAGCUUGAGCCAGGAAUGGCUGACACAUUAUGCCCAACGGACUCUAGACUACGUCCAGAUAUACGGAAGUUGGAGUCUGGUGAUAUCGACGGUGCAGCUUUGGAAAAAACGCGUCUCGAAGAAAAACAACGCGAUGCACGCAAAGGACGUAAAGGAAAGAAAGCUCCAGAAUGGCAACCAAGGUGGUUUUGCCAAGGCCCUAAUCCACAUACUAAAGCCGAGGAUUGGCUUUACAGUGGUGGAUACUGGGACAGGAACUUCGGUGAUCAUCCCAACGAAGAUAUUUUUUAAGUCAUUAUGUUCAGGGACCUGAAAUUGACGAAAUCGAUAUUUGCCCUAAACCAGUAACUGAAUGUCUUCUUAAGCCUAUACA